AUGGCGGCGGUAGGCGCCGUUGUGGACGCCGUCUUCGGUUCGUACGACGUUAAGAACGCCAAGCAAUGGCGCGACGAGGACCUACUGCAUCGUGAACAGGAGAAGCAGUGGCGCGAGGACUCUAUUCAGCGCGAAUACGAAUGGCGGCGUGCCGAUCUGGAGCGCGAGCGGCGGGUGGUAAAGCUCGAGAACGAGAAGCGCAUCAUCGACGCGCGGCAUCGACAACUCGUGACCGUCUCACAGAUGUCAGCACUUCUUGCAGGUUUUACAAUGUCUACGAUCGUGGAGGUGCAGAUUGCCGACGCUACAAGCCAGCCAGUGAUGAUCCUGUACGGCGCUGUGUGCAGCUUAGAGUUUAUAGUUAUGUUAAUGUGCAUGCUGACGUGCAUGGCGCUGCUGCUGGCGCUCACACGAUUCGUUACGCACACGUUAGAAGGCGAGGUGCACGCGCUGUCAUCGCUAGAGCUGGACGUAGUCUCGCCCUUCUACGGCUGGUGGCUCAGCAAGUGCGAGCGCGAGUGGAUCCUGGCCUACCAUCUCUUUAGGAGCGGGGUGGCCUUGUUCCUUACGCAGGUGGCUCUGCUAGGUUGGGCUGUGUUCGGCGAGUGGGUGGCAGCCGCAUCGUGCAUGACGGUGCUCUGCGCGCUGGCGCUUGCAUACUUGGAGCUGCGGAUCGCCAGUCGAUGGAGAUAUCUCUGGAGGUUUCCGGAGUCGCAUACGCCCGGAUCCCCCACAGCGACAGCAAGGAGGUCGACAGUCGAUGCACCACCGCCAAUAACUCCAUAG
This is a messenger RNA of Phytophthora infestans T30-4, 786 nucleotides long. RefSeq lists its product as uncharacterized. Lineage: Eukaryota; Oomycota; Peronosporomycetes; Peronosporales; Peronosporaceae. The record is from RefSeq and is a predicted model, not a curated record. The transcript has 2 exons. The coding region runs from base 1 to 786 and encodes 261 amino acids.